GGAUUGCACGCUGCUGCGGAAUCUCUGAGCCCUAGCGAUACUACCACUCCCCGACGCCUUUGCGGUCUACAAAGAGACUACACCUCCCCGAGGCCUCUGCGCCCCCGCGACCGGAAGCGGCGGGCGAGUCGAGUGUCCUUGCGCACGGAUCCGAGCGACCAUGGUGGCCCGCGUGUGGUCGCUGAUGAGGUUUCUCUUCAAAGCCAGCGUGGCUGGGGGCGCCGUCUACCUGGUGCACGACCAGGAGCUGCUGGGCCCCAGCGACAAGGGCGAGGCGGCCCUGCGGCGGGCGGAGGAGGUGGUUCCGCCGGCCUUGUACCAGUUCAGCCAGUACGUGUGCAAGCAGACGGGCCUGCAGAUCCCUCAGCUCCCAGCCCCACCAAAGAUUAACUUUCCCCUCCGGGAGUCCUGGAAUUCAGCAGGCAUCAUCAAAGUGAUGUCAGCCCUGUCGGUGGCCCCCACCAUGGCCCUGGAGUACUCCAAGGAGGGCUGGGAGUACGUGAAGGAGCGCACCACCAAGUAGCAGGUGAUACUAGGAAUUAAACCAAGGGCGCUUACCACCGAGGUACAACCCCAGAGCGUUCUUGAUUUGGACAAGGGAUGUUACCAGGUGGCCCAAGCUGGUCUCAACCUCACAAUCCUGCCUCGGCUUCCCAAGUAGCUGGGAUGACAGGUGUGCGCGCCGUGCCUCACUUUUUCUUUUGAAAGCAAAUGCCGCCCCCAGUGGAGCUGGGGACAGGACUCAGAGCACGGAACUUAGGGGACCGACCACACCCCUGCCCUUUACGUGUCCUGACGGAGCCUUCUCUAGUCCUGCCCGCCCUCUCCCGGCCAUGCUCUCCUUCCACUGUGCCCCUGGGAUUCCCAGAGACCGCAGGCUGGUACUGUAGCUUAGGGCUGCUCAGGGCCCCUGACACAAGUCCUGCCCCGCCAACCCUGUCACCCUUGCAGCCUGAUGCAUCCCUCACUGGGCUGUGAGCCCUGGGAAGGUGGUCUUGUCUGUGGUUCCUGCCCCCUGGCAGGUGGCAGGAGGUGGGUUUGGGAAAAGCGAGACACCUUCCCGGGAUGCCGCCCAGAAGCAGGGAGCAGGCCCAGGUAAUGGCACCAUCCUGGGCCUCUGACAUGUUACAGAUGAGGGAGCCGGGGCAGAGGCCUGGGCAGCUCGGCAGACGGCUGGCUCUGAACUCAGUUCCUCAGUGAAAGCCUGUGGGCAUCUAUAAGCCCCAGGGGAAUCCUGUGUCACCUGCGGCCAUCCCUCCAUCCUUGUCAUUUGUGGGGGUGGGAGCAGGUUUCCAGUAAGCACCCAAAGGAUCUUUGAGGAACAUAACCCACCCAUGCCCCACCCAGCCCACACCAGCCUAGCAGCCCUGGAAGGCGAUAGUUUGCUUGGUCAGACAUGGAGCCUGCUCGGGCUGGGCAUGGUGGCACACCUGUAAUCCCAGUACUCAGGGAGGCUGAGGCAGGAGAAUCCCAAGUUCAAGUUUUCAAGUGCUGCUCCCACUUAGACUGUGAGACCCUGUGUCAAAAUAAAAAAUACAAAGACCUGGGGUUAUAGCACUGGUAGUGUGCUCUGGGCUUGAUUCUCACAACUGCAAGCAAAACAAA
Fukomys damarensis (Damara mole-rat) is the source of this 1605-nucleotide messenger RNA. It is a transcript of the gene Micos13, whose product is annotated as mitochondrial contact site and cristae organizing system subunit 13. Gene Ontology annotation, cellular component: mitochondrial crista junction; MICOS complex. The record is from RefSeq and is a predicted model, not a curated record. Gene Ontology annotation, biological process: cristae formation. The transcript has 5 exons. NCBI's taxonomy places the organism in Eukaryota, Metazoa, Chordata, Mammalia, Rodentia, Bathyergidae. The coding region runs from base 161 to 523 and encodes 120 amino acids.